Ruditapes philippinarum (Manila clam) is the source of this 3469-nucleotide messenger RNA. RefSeq lists its product as uncharacterized. Gene Ontology annotation, biological process: dopamine catabolic process; norepinephrine biosynthetic process; octopamine biosynthetic process. The record is from RefSeq and is a predicted model, not a curated record. Lineage: Eukaryota; Metazoa; Mollusca; Bivalvia; Venerida; Veneridae. The transcript is spliced from 22 exons. Gene Ontology annotation, cellular component: secretory granule membrane. Gene Ontology annotation, molecular function: dopamine beta-monooxygenase activity; copper ion binding. The coding region runs from base 30 to 3308 and encodes 1092 amino acids.
AAAAAGAUAAAUGAUGAUUUGUUUCGAACAUGCAAAUGAAAACAAUAAUAUUUGUUUCGGCUAUUGUGAGUCUCGCGUGGUGUUCGAAAUUUCCUGGAAUUAGAACUACGGAACAUUUCGACAAUGCUUUGGAGCUGGACGCACAUGGGAACUAUCUACUCUUCUGGAACUUUAAUGACUCUCACGUGACGUUUGAACUGCAUGUAAAAACAAAAGGAUGGGUUGGAUUUGGCCUUUCAAGCAAUGGCAAGAUGUUUCCAGCGGAUGUUGUCGUAGGCUGGGUCCGGAAUAAUGGAUCGGUGUAUUUUUCUGAUCGCCAUACAACAGCACAUAGUAUGCCAGUGAUAGACAAAUCACAAGACUGGGAGUUACUCCAUGGCGAAGAGAAUGAAUUUGGCACAGUACUGAAAUUUGUUAGAAAAAUAAACACGUGCGACAAAGACGAGGACAAAGUGAUUCCACUAGACACAGUACGCCUCAUCUAUGCAUACGGUCAAAAUGAUCCAAGUGACGAUAACUCAAUUACAUAUCACGGCACAACACGUGGGACCAAGAGUGCAUCCAUUCUUAGUCCAGAAACUGCUGACAAAACCAAAUUACCUGACAAUGUUAAAUAUUUUGACUUUCGGAACGGCAAUUUUCUAGUACCAAGUGACAAGACAACCUACAACUGUAAAGGAUUUAAAAUACCAACGAUAGGGAAACACCACAUUAUCAAGUUCGAGGCAGUCAUAACACCAGGCAAUGAACAACAUGUUCACCAUAUUGCUCUGUACCGGUGUAAAGUAGCAGAUCCGGACCGCUGGGACGGGGUUUCAGGAAUGUGUUACAAGAACAGAAUCCUUCCACAAUGUUACGAACAGACCAUCGUCUGGGCAAUUGGGGGAGAGCCAUAUUAUUUUCCUGAUCACGUGGGAUUUCCGUUUGGAGGCCCGGAUGAAGAUUCUUUCUUUGUCAUGGAGACGCAUUACGAUAAUCCGACUCAAAAAGCGCACUUGAUCGACAACUCUGGUUUCCGGUUGACUAUAACAUCUAAUCUACGACGGUAUGAUGCUGGUUUGUUAACGCUUGGCACAGUAUCAGACGACACUCAGGUUGUGCCACCAGGCGUGACAGAUUACGUGUUCAAGACAUUUUGUACUGAAGACUGCUUAAAUCUGGGCGGAUUUUCAACUGAGGAAGAGAUGUGUAACUCGUUCCUGUUUUACUACCCCAGGAUAAAACUAUCGGGCUGCUUUUCACGUCCUAUGUUGGACAAUUUCCCAUUUGAUACGACAAACAAACACCAAGCGUUUGAGAACAUUGACUGGAGUAGUAAUUUGGACUACUUUCUGUCGCAUGCCAACAAUUGUACAAAUGAGCAGUACUGCAUCCCGACAGUUUUCUUUGUGAUGGCGGCGGUGGAGGUGGGCGGCGGCGGCGGUGGAGGUGGCGGUUGCGGCGGCGGUGGCGGCGGUGGCGGCGGCGGCGGUGGCGGCGGCAGCGGCGGCGGUGGCGAAAGCAAAUGUUCAUAUUAUAGCAAUGUGAAAAUGUGUCCCUUACUGCGCCUCAGUUACAAACCUCUUAUGGUAACAUAUAAAAAAAAGCCAGUCGAAAGGGAGAACGAUAAUUCGUUUAGACUGAGCAUGAAAACAAUAAUAUUUGUUUCGGCUAUUGUGAGUAUCGCGUGGUGUUCGAAAUUUCCUGGAAUUAAAACCACGGAACAUUUCGACAAUGCUUUGGAGCUGGACGCACAUGGGAACUACCUACUCUUCUGGAACUUUAAUGACUCUCACGUGACGUUCGAAGUGCAUGUAAAAACAAAAGGAUGGGUUGGCUUUGGCAUUUCAAGCAAUGGCAAGAUGUUUCCAGCGGAUGUUGUCGUAGGCUGGGUCCGAAAUAAUGGAUCGGUGUAUUUCUCUGAUCGCCAUACAACCGCACACAGUAUGCCAGUUAUAGACAAAUCACAAGACUGGGAGUUACUCCAUGGCGAAGAGAAUGAAUUUGGCACAGUACUGAAAUUUGUAAGAAAGAUAAACACGUGCGACAAAGACGAGGACAAAGUGAUUCCACUAGACACAGUACGUCUUAUCUAUGCAUACGGUCAAAAUGAUCCAAGUGACGAUAACUCAAUUACAUAUCACGGCACAACACGUGGGACCAAGAGUGCAUCGAUUCUUAGUCCAGAAACCGCUGACAAUACCAAAUUACCUGACAAUGUCACAUAUUUUGACUUUCGGAACGGCAAUUUUCUGGUACCAUCUGACAAGACAACAUACAAUUGUAGAGGAUUUAAGAUACCAACGAUAGAAAAACACCACAUUAUUAAGUUCGAGGCAGUCAUAACACCAGGCAAUGAACAACAUGUUCAUCAUAUUGUUCUAUACCGGUGUAAACUAGCAGAUCCGGACCGCUGGGACGGGGUUUCAGGGACGUGUUACAAGAACAGAAUCCUUCCACAAUGUUACAAACAGACCAUCGUCUGGGCAAUUGGGGGACAGCCAUAUUAUUUUCCUGAUCACGUGGGAUUUCCGUUUGGAGGCCCGGAUGAAGACUCUUUCUAUGUCAUGGAGACGCAUUACGAUAAUCCGACUCAAAAAGCGCACAUGAUCGACAAUUCUGGUUUCCGGAUGACUAUAACAUCUAAUGUACGACAAUAUGAUGCUGGUUUGUUAACGCUUGGCACAGUAUCAGACGACACUCAGGUUGUGCCUCCAGGCGUGACAGAUUACGUGUUCAAGACAUUUUGUACUGAAGACUGCUUAAAUCUGGGUUUCGCCAAAAGCAACAUGACCGAAAUUAAGGCAUUUGCCACACUCCAGCACGCACAUCUGAUUGCGACAGGAAUAACAACUAGACAUUACAGAAAUGGUACUGAACUGCCUCCUUUAAUUACAGAUGAAAAUUAUGACUUUAAUUUCCAACAAACACGCUCGUUCCCGAAGGAGGUGCCUAUAUUACCGGGUGACAGUUUACAAGUGGAUUGUAUAUAUGAUACCAAAAACAGGAAUACAACAACAUUUGGCGGAUUUUCAACAGAGGAAGAGAUGUGUAACUCUUUCGUGUUUUACUACCCCAGGAUGAAACUAUCGGGCUGCUUUUCACGUCCUAUGUUGGACAACUUCCCAUUUGAUACAACAAACAAACACCAAGCGUUUGAAAACAUUGACUGGAGUAGUAAUUUGGACUACUUUCUGUCGCAUGCCAACAAUUGUACAAAUGAGCAGUACUGCCUCGGACAUGAAGUACCGCUACAGUGGCCGUUCCCGAAGUUUCAGCCACCAGAAAACGAGAAGGAAUACGUUCCACCGACAAGUGGCUGUUCCUAAUGAUUUAAAUGUUUUAUGCUAUCCCUAAAGAGGAGUUUUAUUAUUUGGUAGUGUUCGUGUUUUAAAACUGAUAAUUAUUCAAAGAGAUCUCCCCCACCAACCCCCUAAACAAUCCUAUUCAAAUGUUUUUAAAUUUAUAAAAUAAACUUUAAUUAACAUUA